ACAAAAAUCCCCCAAAGUGAAGGCAAACCUCCCCACCGACCACCUCUGCGCCACCUCUCGCCACCACCCUCCAUGCGCCGCGCCUCGCCGCCGGCAGCCACAUUGCAGCGUUGCUCUUCAGCCGUCGCCCCGUCCAUGUCCGCGCCGCCGCGCGGCCACGUUGCUUCGCUCGGCUAGGGUUGCUUUGGAAUCGGCGAGUCAGGUGGGGGGUGGUUGAUCGGCGGCCCACAGUAAAAUUUAGAAGGCCCACCAAGGAAUCACGCCCUCUCAGAUUCCUCUUCCUCCUCCUCUCUCGCGGCUUGCGCGCGCGGCGCGCCGUCGUCCAUGGCAGACUCGGGACGGCGGGAGGACACGGAAGGAGGAGGAGGAGGAGGAGGAGGAGGGUCGCUGGGGGCCGGGCGAGACGAGGUAUGGCGCGCGCCAGACGUCCUCGCUCUUCCUCCGCCGACCGGCCUGGGGGCGCUCGUGCAGCAGCAGCCGCCCCACGUCGGCCAGAACGUGGUGCAGCACAGCCAUCAGUACCCCGUCGCCGCCGGCCUAAUCCGCCAUCCGUCGCCGCCGACAAUGCCGGUGCAGGUGGGGUUCCCGGCCUACGUGCCCCCUCAGUACACCGUGGUGCCGACGCCCGCGGCGCUCCCGCCGCAGCAGCAGCACCAACACCGCGGUCAGCCGCAGAUACAUCAUGAAAACUUCCAAAACUGGGUUCCCUCCAACCAUAAUGUUGCAGCUCUGCAUGCUCCUGGCGCUUUUCAGGAGUUGAGGCCAAUGUGCAGUGGGUCAGCAUUCUUGCAUUUCGGCCAGAAUGCUGCCAGCAGCAAUAUGUUUUACCAGAAUACAUUGCCAUGCUCCAUCAAUUCAUCAUGGCCUAACAAUAAUAACAUGCUGAGGAACCCUGUCUACCCUAGUUACCACCCUCAUGCUGCAAUUGAUGAUCACCAAGCUCCUCCGUUUCACAGCAACAGUCAUGACACAGACCAAGGUUUUCAGACUAGCUUCAGGAUGGAUCAAGCAUUUGUACCUGCUUCUUCACCUUUUCCACCAGUGUCUUCAUCAUCCCACAUUUUAUCUUCCUCUCAAAUUUCAAAUGGACCGAAAAACGCCAAGAAAGCCAAGAAAUCAGAUGUAAAAGAUACACCAAUUAGCUUCAGAAGAAGUGAUAUGAAGAUCCAAAAAAACGAUGAACUGGAUCAAACUCCGGCCAGUGAGCCUCCAAGCUUGAGUCAGAACAGUGAAAGUUUGGCUGUUAGAUUCAACUGUAGAGAAUAUCGUGUUAUCUUGCGCAAGGAGUUGACAAACAGUGAUGUUGGUAAUAUUGGAAGAAUUGUGAUGCCAAAGAGGGAUGCAGAGGCUCAUCUUCCAGCAUUGAAUCAAAGGGAAGGUGUGAUGGUGAAAAUGGAUGACUUCAAGAUUGAAACUACGUGGAAUUUUAAGUACAGGUUCUGGCCUAACAACAAGAGCAGAAUGUACGUCUUGGAAAGCACAGGUGGUUUUGUGAAGCAUCAUGGUCUCACAACAGGGGACAUAUUAAUCAUCUACAAAAGCUCGGUGUCCGGCGAAUUCGUUGUUCGCGGGGAGAAAGCCAUUAAGCCGAACGCCGUCAUGCCUGUUGUGGACUGCAGCUGCAAGAAUGAACUCAACAACAGCGAGGAAUGCGGUUUCGCCAUCAGCCUGCAGACCAAGAAAACCUGAUGGAAUGGCAGCUUCAUGUUCUUGAUAUCAGCAUCAGAAAAGCCUGACUUGGAUGGCAAUGCAUGUUGUCUUGUUACUGGAGAAGAUUGGAAAUCGUCGAGUCCGUUUCGCCUGAAACUGUGACUGAAUCCCAGCGUCCUGUUGUAGCACCUGAGAUGAAUUUAGGCAGAGAGCGCUCCCGUAGGCCUACUGCAUGACUUGCAAGUUUCCUCUUUGUUGGUAACUUUGCCGAAUUGCCGUACCAUGUAGUCUGUUUGUCAUGUAUGUGUACAAACCUGGAUGACAAAAUAAUGUGACCUGUUGUACUUAUGGAUAUUUGUUAUGUAGCAGCGAAGUCGCUGGUUUUCGUUUAUAUUGCUACUAUGCUGCCUGUUUGAUUACUUGAAGUUUCUGAAGUUUAUGGAGAAAGAAGCAGAAACG
Messenger RNA from Oryza brachyantha (malo sina), 2109 nucleotides. Its product is annotated as putative B3 domain-containing protein Os04g0676650. Bases 325 to 1689 code for a protein of 454 amino acids. The transcript has 9 exons. Gene Ontology annotation, molecular function: DNA binding; DNA-binding transcription factor activity. The record is from RefSeq and is a predicted model, not a curated record. NCBI's taxonomy places the organism in Eukaryota, Viridiplantae, Streptophyta, Magnoliopsida, Poales, Poaceae.